CUUUUUAAAGUUCUAUUCUCCAGAGAAGAAGAACGAAAGCUACCGGUACCGUAUCCCCAUUGGCUGUUCCCUCACCUGCCUGUAGAGGAUUGUUGCCAACGAGGUUGCUUCAUCAGGUUAUCAUGUUUCUAUAACAGACGUCUCCGAAGAACGACCUAUCAUCUCAAUGAACUGGAAGCCUUGGCCACCCAACCGUACCGGUAGAGGUGCAUUGUCUCGGUAGUAUUGCAAGCCCAAUGCAGCUCAAACUUGGACGCAUCUCUCUUCAACGUAAAGUUGAAAACAAAGGGAAUAGACGGUUGAAAACAAAGGUAAUAGACGCAUUUCAAGAUCACAACAAGGAAUUUCAAUGUAGCAUUUUGGGCUCGUUCCAGGCAUCGGUUCUCUACAAAGAUGAUGGCUGCACCUAUUAUUACAACUCCUUGGUGUCAGAUGGGAUUGCACAUCAAACUUCUUGCGGUGCUGAUGACUAAGACGCUCAAGCAAAGUGCCUUCCAACCCAACCCCGCCGCCAAGCAAAGCCUCCCUGCUUCACGGUGACAUCAACGGGUCCAACAUCAGAGAAUUUUGCGACUUGCUUCGCUUUUGCGACUUCGAAGCUUGUAGAGCUGUUACACGGUUCGAGUCGAGUCUCAGGUCAUUCAGGCCCAGUUUUUGUCGCAAAGCGAUCGCGAGAUCGCGAGUGCUUCGACUGCUUCAACAGUGCAAUCGACAGAUCGCAAAUCGACGCCAUCACGGUGGACACGACAAGCAUCACCUGAGUAGUUGAUGCGAUUUUCGCUUCAUAAUAAAACUCUUGAUCUUGAAACAGGAUACUGGUUUGAAAAUACUCCCUUGCUUUUGCUCUGAAAAGGUUUCGAUAUACCCAUGAUGGUUUCGACGUUACAGCCACCUCCCAGAAAGCACAAGAAAAAGAAGAAGGACACGCUUUCAGGAAGAAACACACAAGAUAUUCUAAAGAACGGUCUUUCGUCUGUUCAUCCACACUCGAAGAAAAGAAAGGAGCAGCCUUCACUGAAGACAGAAAUCGCUGCUGUGUACGAAGAAGAUCUUGGACUAGCUGGGAUCAAGAAAGCCAAGACAAGUACUAUUUCCAGUCCAAUUCUGCAGAGCUCAUCCGAAGGGCGAAAGCUACAAAUCUCCGAAACGGCCGAAGAGAAGCUUCGAAGAUUGCGUCGUAAGGCUCGCUUUGAUGCUGAGGGUGGAAGGAAUAAAUCAGCGACCAAGAAGAAGUCAUCGAACAAACUUUCUGCAUUCACGGUAUCAGCAGCUCCUUCCAAGAGAUCAGAAUUGCCAAAGGAACCAGACUUUCUAUCCAAGGCUCUCUCUUCUGGGCGAAGAGACGCUGCUGCUUCCGUUGGAUCUCGAAAAGGAGGCACUAAGAGUUCUCAAAGUCGGCAUGGACAACUUGUUGGGACGAGCCAAGCACUCGAGAAACCCUACCUUCGCCUCACAACACAUGCUCGUGCCGAAGAUGUACGCCCAAUGGAAGUGCUCAUCAAGUCUCUGGCACAUAUCAAGAGCAAAUAUUACCAGGAAGAAGACUUUGAAUGGGCCAAUGAGCAGCUAAAGAGCGUCCGCCAAGAUAUCACAGUACAAAGGCUACGAAAUCGGUUUGUGUUGGAGACAUAUGAAACCCAUGCUAGGAUACUACUAGAACAUGGGGAUUUGGCAGAAUUCAAUCAAUGCCAGACCAUGAUACGCUACUUGACAACCACGGGGCUGGAACAUGAAGAUACCAUGGCCACUAUGAGCAAUGCCUCGGAUUUGGAUACUGAGGAAGGAGAAGCGCUACAGCAGACAGAAGAAGCAUCGGAUGAGUUCCGAGCGUAUCACGUCUUGUAUUCACUGGUUCAAACAUCCUGGGACGACUUGACACGGGCACUGGUGCGAGUAAGAGAAAUCAUUCGGGAAAAGGAGGAGAACGGCUGCAAGACGGCCAGUGCCCGACAUAGUCUGGGUGUGAUGAAAGCUGUUGUCCAUAGCGAUUACCACGCAUUCUUCAAGCUGUACGAAUCCGCUCCACACAUGUCCGCGUACCUCAUGGACUUUUUGGUCAAGCGUAUGCGGGAAAUGGCUUAUGAACGGAUCAUUGCGGCGUACCGUCCCACAAUCUGCGUAGAAUACUUUCGAGGGGCUCUUCACUUUCCAGAUAUGGAAGAGACGAGGUUGUUUCUGAGGCAAAUGGGAGCAAAGUUUGUCAGAGGCGAGCAGCCACCGCUGUGGGUCGACUGCAAGGCCUCCAUUUCCAGAAAGUAAAAAGGCAAGUCAGGUGAUUAUGACUUCAUUUGGUACACAUUUUAUUACAUGCAGCACUCGCGAUCAUCGGAACUAUAUCAACAACUUAUUUUCGUGCUGGGUCCGUGCGUCGAUGUGAAGAAAGAGCAGGCUUGCCAUUGACUGCUUUACUGUAUUAUUCCAUUCCGGAUGAGAGGGGUUUCCUCUUGCAUUUUCAAGUGGGCAACUAACAUAAGAAAAGGGAAUGUUGGCCUUAUUACCAGCUAGUUACUGCUAGUAUAUAUCUUACCCUUACGAUAGUUUGUCACGUUUCUUGGGGAG
Molecule: messenger RNA, 2559 nt
Organism: Seminavis robusta
Lineage: Eukaryota; Bacillariophyta; Bacillariophyceae; Naviculales; Naviculaceae
Source: the annotation of a GenBank genome assembly